AUGAAUUAUUACUUCAGUUCACAAGGUUUAGUUGAUAUCUGGAAACACAUAUAUCCUGAGAAUGGGAGAGAUGUUCAUCGUAACCAGUACUUCGAACCAUUUUCGAGUUUAGUUAAUGAUCCACAAUCUGAAUUGUUAAGGUAUUUUAAUGAAAAACAGGAAGAAAUAAGAUCAAAUACAUCCAAGAGUUUGUUUACUAAUAUUUUGCAAGCUAAAGAUACUAUCUUUGAGGUACCACCUUUGCGUGAGUUUCAUGCACCAAAAAACCCUGUCGUUUUAUGUCAUGGUCUUUCAGGAUUUGAUAAGCUUUUAUUGAUACCUCUGUCGAGCCAAUUCAUCCAGCUUUUAACUAAUAAUAUGAUAGCAAAUGGGUCUGAUUUUUCUAUGGAGGACUUGCCUGAGACAGAUAUAAUGCAAAACGUGAAGAUGAGUUUAAUUGAAGUAGACUAUUGGAACGGGAUUAAGCAAAUUCUAGAGUUAAACGGUUGUACUGUGUUGACUGCCACUGUACCCGGUUUUGGUACUAUUGAGAAAAGAGCAUUGGCAUUAAAUCAAUAUUUAGAGAAGGAGGCUAUAAAAAUUAGUUCUGACAAAGAUAAAUUUAGCACUGGACGCAGUAACAAGAUUAAACUAAACUUGGUGUCACAUUCGAUGGGUGGAUUAGACUCAAGGUACCUAAUAAGCAACAUACCAAGUGAUUUAUAUGAUAUUGUCAGUCUCACGACUAUAGCGACACCUCAUAGGGGCUCUCAACUCGCUGACUUUGUUGUUGACAAGUUUAAUACAAUAAGAAUGAAUUCACCAAUUAAGGAUACAAGAACAUUAUUACCUAGAAGCAUUUACCAACUGACCACCUAUUACAUGAAAUAUUUUAACAAUAUAACACCAGAUAGACCAGAUGUGAAGUAUUUCUCUUACGGAUGCUGUUUUAAUCCCAACUGGUAUAAUUUGUUCUUUCCCACAUGGAAUAUCAUUGACAAAGCCACAAAUGGUGAACCAAAUGAUGGUAUGGUGACUGUAUCCAGCAGUAAAUGGGGAGAAUACAGUGGCACAUUAGCCAAUACCGAUCAUAUGGAUAUAAUAAAUUGGAGAAAUAGAUUAAAGAUCGAGUCUACUCAAUGGCUAACAUCAUUUGAAGGUAAAAAAAAAGUUAAAGUUCAGACCUGUAUUGACCCUCUCCAAUUCUACCUCCUGAUUGCAGAUAACUUGGGAAGAAAAGGCUUUUAG
Messenger RNA from Tetrapisispora phaffii CBS 4417, 1227 nucleotides. It is a transcript of the gene TGL2, whose product is annotated as triglyceride lipase. The transcript has a single exon. Gene Ontology annotation, molecular function: triacylglycerol lipase activity. The record is from RefSeq and is a predicted model, not a curated record. Lineage: Eukaryota; Fungi; Ascomycota; Saccharomycetes; Saccharomycetales; Saccharomycetaceae. The coding region runs from base 1 to 1227 and encodes 408 amino acids.